ACCUAGACGGUGGUUGCCCUUCGGUUGGGCGGAGGGGUUCGGUUCCUCGACUCUGGAGACAGGAGCGCCUGAGCGGACCCCACCUGCCCGCCUUCUCAGCAGGCCAGCCAGGCGAUGCUACCUGCCUGGGUAAGCAGCAGCAGUAGCAGCAGCACCUGUUGCCAGCAGCUCUUUCAGCAAAUCGCUGGAAGGCAGCGCAGAGAGCGACCCGAGAAGAGAAUGGACGGAGGCGGCGGCGGCGGCGGCGGAGCUCUUCUGAAGAGCGGGUUCUGACUUUUAAAGCAAAAGGCCGGGAGGGGGGCGCUGCGCAGGAACUGCUGGCUGGCCGGAGUUUGUGUUUAAGCUGCGAGUAAGAGCCGGACGCUCUUGGAGCUGCAGGAGGGGCCUCGGGGUUCAGCCGAGCUCCCUUCGGGGCUGGCCGAGGAACUUGGCGAAGAUCGUUGCGGAGACCAGCAAUGCCGAGAAAAAGGCAGAAUGUGUCUCUGGCUACUGGUUUGCCCAGCUGAUAUCGGACUUCAUCCCUGGGCGAGGGUUACUUGGCGCUGCCGGAAGAUGCCGAGCACACAUUGUCCCCGUUUGAAGUGUUCCAGGGUGCGUCUUUCAAAGCCAUCUUAGGUCUUGGAGUGGGUGUGGGGGCUGAUGGACGGCAUAAACAGGCUUUGGUCCGGGUGGGAGCAUUCGCCUUGGAAGAUCCUCCUCCACGUGCGGAGUAAAGGGUUAAGAUGCACUCUUUGGUGGGCCUCCUUAUAGGAAGCCCUUCUGCAAUUACUACAGGGAGGUAGCUCUAAAGUGGGUUAGAAGCAAAGGGGCAACUGGAUAAUCACCAUAGACUCUGUGGAAUGCAGGAUCAUCAACCCUGAAGUUCUAACCUGAAAGGCUGCUGUCCAGGUUACUUGGUCCCAGUCGUUCCCCCCCACCCCAAAAGAAAGAAGGGAGGAGCCUGGCUAUUCCAUUGUAUUCAGGAGCAAAUAGCAUCAAAAUGCUUCAGGAAUAUUCAUCAACAUUUAUAGGAGUAUAUCAGUUCACGAUAUGUUAUCAGAGAGGGGGAGAGAAAAUGCAGGGCUAACAGGAUGUUCUUGUGGCGGAUCAAACACAGUGACUGAAAAGGUUGACUUACUCUUCGAAUAUUGACGCAAGCCACAGAUCAGAUUCCUCCCUUGAGCUGUUGCUUCUCUGACUUUUGUUUCCCCUUUUGACAUAUGGAGAAGACUUCUUGUUUCAGAGCCCUUCCUGUUUGAAUUUUGCUCAGGUGCUUCAUGUACUUACAGACUACGCGACCGAACCAGCUGCUCUGAGCUUCAAUGACUGAACUGUUUAUUGGCAUGGACUUCCCUAUGAACUGGUCGUUUCUGAGCCAAGCGUCCUGGAAAACUGCUAGCGUGUGUAGAGCCUCUUCAAUGGCGCUUUGAAAGUGGAGCUCCCUAGCUGGCUUCUGUCUGUUUUGCCCUGUGAAGGGAAGAGAGCCUGAUCGAUGUUGGGAAACAGCAGCAGCAACAGGAAUGCCAAUAGUACAGACUGCAGACUGGCCUUUGCUGGAGUGGUCUGCCAGCUGCUCUUCAUGCUCCUCCUGAUCAUUGCCAUCACUCUUGGAAACUUGGUGAGUCUCCUGGUUUUCUUCUGUGUAAGGCAAUUCCGGACACCCCAAAGUUACCUAAAAGCCUCUUUGGCACUUGCUGAUUUGGCUGUGGGGCUCAUUGUAGUACCUUACUCAGUUUAUCAGGAGACGAACACGUUGGCCUACGGGAUGGAGCAAGAAGAGAGUCCAGCUGGCUGGUCGGUCUGUUUGAUCACUGGCCCUAUCUUUGCCGGGUGCACUUUCGUCUCAAUCAGCACCAUAUUUCUGCUUUCGGUGGAGAGGACCAUCACUGUGCUGAAGCCCUUGCACAGGAAAGCUGUGAUUACCAAGCGCAGGGUCACUUGGCUCAUUCUUGGAUCCUGGAUACUGAGUUUCUCCUUGGCUGUGAUACCUCUGCUCUCGGUUCCCAAUAUCACCUUUGAGUACAAUUCCUGCAGUAAGAUGUGCAACUAUGGCUUUCCUCCGGACAAGUUGCCAGAGUCCAACUGGAACGUCAUGCUCCUGUACCCAGUAUUUGACUUCACUCUCUUAGGUGGCACUUUUGUUGUCAACAUCAUCACCUUUGCCACUCUCCGGCAGUACCACAAAAUGAGGAAGCAACUGAGGGAAGAGCCACAGGGAACCCACUGGCUCUCUUACUCAGAUGUCAUUGCUGCCAGGACCAUUGGCAUCCUGACCUUUGCAUUCUCCGUGUCUUUCAUUCCCAUUGCUGUAUUUGUUGUGGGCACAGUGGUAGGAUAUGAAUGGUGCCAAUUCUCCUUCUAUGCUUUCUGGAUCCUUGCUUCCAACAGCUGUUGGAAUGUGGCUAUCUACAGUGUUUGGGACCCCAAAUUCCGGCAAGGGAUGCGGGAAAUGUUCUGCAAGCAAAUGCUAAAAGCCGAUUCCCAGCAGCAUUCCAGUCACUCACUGGAGGGGCACCGUUCUGCCCCUGCUUGUGUGGUUGUCCUCAAGGAGAUGCUGCGUCCAGAGUCCAACUAGUGGCAGAAUUUUCCUCUUCAUCUAUUGCAGCUUAAUGGAAUGCCUCCCCCCACCCUCUAAAGUAUGUACUUUCUUAGUGCCAGAUUUUUCUUUCCAUUCAUUGGAUUGGAGCCUCUUGACCUUUGUAUAGCAAAUGUAGAACGAAUUUAUGAGGAUGCAUUUCAGAGUGUUGGAAGCACAUUGCACUUUUAAAAACUGCUGCUAGAUAAAUACCUUAAUACAGAGCAGCUAUUUAUUAGUGAUUCCUGAUCUAUAUAAAAAUAUCCCAGUUUUGAUUUAUAGGAAGGAAAUGAAGAAGAAGAAAAAGAGAGAGAGAGAGAGAAAGAAAAAGAAGAAACCUUCAAAUACAUCACAUAACGAAUGUGUGAAUCUCUAGGCAUGAUGAGGGCUAAAAUAAUAUGUUCUGUGUUCUAUCUUGCAAAACUAAUCCUAUGUAAUGUAUUAUAUUGUACAGUUGAAAAGCAAUGACCUUUUAAUUAUUGUCAAUCUCAAAUAUUGUUAUAAUACUCAGUAUAUAUUCUACAGCAUUUAUUCAGAAAUGUAUUUGCACAAAAAUUGCCUUUUUAAAAAUGGUAAAAUGGAACUUUUGUUGACAUUGAUUUUUUGCAUAUUUAUUUAUAUUCUGGUUUGGUUUGGUAGAACCAAACUUCUGGUUCUACACUCACAAAUCACAAGUUUUGCAAGAAACAUGAUAUUAGACUGCAGCAAUAUAGAAAAAGAUGGUUCCGUUUUCCCAACUCAAGUCCAAGAAGUUCAUUCAAAAGGAUUCAGAAUGCAGCAUGUUUGUAAUCAGUGUUUGGUUGUACGAGAUCGUUGAUAGUGAAAGAAUGGAAAAAUGUAAAAUCACAAUGAGAAAUAGGAUGGGUAACAUAUCUUCCAUUUGAAAUCAGAAACGAUUCCCAUGCUCUUAUUAUUACUUUUCCUGUUAUG
Messenger RNA from Ahaetulla prasina, 3484 nucleotides. RefSeq names its product adenosine receptor A1-like. NCBI's taxonomy places the organism in Eukaryota, Metazoa, Chordata, Lepidosauria, Squamata, Colubridae. Gene Ontology annotation, molecular function: G protein-coupled receptor activity. Gene Ontology annotation, biological process: G protein-coupled receptor signaling pathway. The transcript has a single exon. Gene Ontology annotation, cellular component: membrane. Bases 1472 to 2554 code for a protein of 360 amino acids. The record is from RefSeq and is a predicted model, not a curated record.